Messenger RNA from Neltuma alba, 552 nucleotides. RefSeq names its product putative cell wall protein. Lineage: Eukaryota; Viridiplantae; Streptophyta; Magnoliopsida; Fabales; Fabaceae. The transcript has a single exon. The record is from RefSeq and is a predicted model, not a curated record. The coding region runs from base 173 to 526 and encodes 117 amino acids.
ACCAAGCUCCAAAUUAUCACCCACCAAGAGACCCCAUUGCAUUUCCGAUGACACCAUCUUAACUCGCCGACGUAUUUCAUCCAACUCCACCGCAAACACUGACUAUAAAUUGAAGCCAUUCUCAACGUGGCUUCAACACAAAAGCAUAUCUCCACAGAUUUCCUCUCCUACAAUGGCCUACAAGUACACUUCCACUUUCCUUGCACUUGUUCUUAUCUCCAACGUCGUGCUUGCCAAUGUUACUACAGGACGUCACGUUCCCAAGAAAUCCAAAACCCAGGACAAGAAAGAGCCAGAGUGGUUGUUUCACUCUGGUGAUCAUGGCAUUGGACGGCUAGGGCUGCCGCCUAAGUUUAAACUUCCUCACUUCCCCUACAAUGGUGGAAGCACUGGUGGAGGCGUCGAACCGGGUUCAGGGCCAACCGGACGUAGAUAUGUUCCUGGCGGUGAUGAUACGUUUGUCCCAAAUCCAGGUUAUGAGGUCCCGUAUCCUGGUGGUGGAGCUCCGGCACCUGUUCUUCCCUGAGAUCACUCAAUUACAACUAGCAAGCU